UGAUUCCGCCACAACCACAGUACAUGUCCAUAUUUUGGUUUAAUGGUUUCAUAUCCUAGUGAUGAGCUAGACCUUUCUCAACCUCUGCAUUUACAUAGAAAAACCUGCCUUCUACAGCAAAAGUAGUAACAUCUGUGGCUGUGUACAUCUGUGUGUCUGUGUGCUUAAAAGCCAAAGUCGUUCCUUUUCGUUUCAGUGUACCGUGGGUACUCUAACACUGACCAUGCUGUUGCUCCUGUUGCUCCUGACAUCCACUAGUAAUGGUGAUGCCCAGCGCAUUCCUGGCUUGAAGAAGGAUGACUCAUGUUCAUGUCAGGUCAACAGUAGUGUCUGGGCGUUCCCUGCCAGGAAGUUUGAGGGGGCGCUGCAGCUGGUGCAGGACUGUGGCGACAACCUGCAAAGCCUCCAGGCACAGGUGAAGCUGUCCAACGAGAGGCUUCCUGAGAUCCAGGCCACCAUUAAGAAUGUGACAGCUCGCCUGGAGCCGUACCAGUACCUGAACGACCAGGGUCUGUACACCGCCCUGCACCUGCGUCAACUAGCUAAGGAACUGAGGGAGCUGGAGGAAGACAUCAGUUCCAUACACCAAGACAAGCCAAGUGAUCAGACUCAGAAACUGACCCAAGAGAUAGGUAAGGUACGUAAGGAGGUAGAUAAGAUGCAUUUGUCAAACACCUUUAACAUGAAGACGGUGAAGGAAAAACUCCGCUCGCUGAAGAAUGGCGUGGAGUCCUGCAGGACAAUCCCAGAGGAGUUCAUAAGCAAGCAAGGUGUUUGCUCUCAACGCAUCAUGUCCAACAUCAGUACCCCUGUGAUCACAAAGAUCAGCCCGUAUGGCAAAAGCUAUACAUCUGGGUCCUGGGGUCGCCAGGCCAAGCAGGUCAUGGAAGACCAGGAGGGCAGUGGGGUGUUCUACUGGGUUCAGCCCCUCGUGAGCAGCCACAGACUGGGGAACAUCGUUCGACGCUACCGCUCCUACGACGACUUCAUGGCCUCCAAGAACCACGAGGAUGUGUCCGUGGCACCGUCCUACAGCCAUGCUAAUGCCAUCCAGGGCUCCGGCACGGUGGUGUAUGGUGAGGCAGUGUUUUAUAACUGCUACUACUCCCCUGAGCUGUGCCGCUAUGACCUACAAACCAAGGUCACAACUCGUCUGAAGAUCCCAGACAUCGGUACCAACAACGAGUUUCCCUACUGCUACUACAACUGUAAAGACUGGACAGACAUCGACUUUGCUGCUGAUGAAACUGGCCUGUGGGUGAUCUACAGCACACGGGGUAACCAUGGGAACCUGGUGCUGAGCCGGCUAGACAGCGAGGCGUUCAACGUGACACACACUUGGACCACGCGCCUCUUCAAGAAGUCAGUGACUAACGCCUUCAUGGUGUGCGGAAUACUGUAUGCCACCCGUUACAUUGACCGGUUCCAUGAGGAGGUGUUCUAUGCGUUUGACACAGCGACAGGUAAAGACGACAACACCCUGGCUCUUCCCCUGGAGAAGAUUGAGAACGGUGUGGCCAGUCUGAGCUACAACCCCAUUGACAGGCAGCUCUACAUGUACAAUGAUGGUUACCUUCUGUCUUACCAAGCUAUCUUUUAAAGUCAACCUUGUACAUGAGGUAGAAACAGUGUAUACUGUGUGACAAAUCCCACAUAUUGCUGUUUUUCUGAUGGUCUUUCUAAACUUGACUUCUUCCUAAAAAAUAAAACCACAGCAAUGAGCCUCAAUUAUUUUGAUUUUAAUAAGAGUGGGUUUUAACUGUGUUGAGGUGCUAUAAAACACAAUUAACAGACUGAACUGAGCUCUAAAUUACUUUAUUCAGUCAAUCUUUUUUCUCAAUGGGGGCAUUUCACUUUCCUUUCCCCAAAGCUACUAAGGUAGACAUGUAACACACACACACAGAUGAUAUGAUCUGUCAGUGUAGUCUUGUUGUAUCCAUAAUAGUGCUCUUGUGCCCUGAAAAGAAAUACAUAGAAAAUUCCAUUAGUUAUGAGCCCUUUUUUUCCAAAAUAGAAAGUAUUGUUUCUCUUGUCCUGCAAAUUGUACCGGAAUCUUUUUCAGCUUGAUUUCAUUUUCAGCCUCUCUCCUACAUCUCUGCAUCUAGCGACAGGUCCAAAGGACUGGGAGGUGAGCUGAUGGGUUCACUGGGAGAUUCCGGGUCAUUCUGGUUGGGAUCAUCUGAAAAGCAGAACAUCCUUAAAGCAAAUGAAUACUGUUUAAUGUUCACAUUCAAACAUAGAUAUAAAUAUAAAAACAUAGCUUCAUGGAGAUAUCAGUAACUUGGUAUGGCCAGUGCAGGGUGCUAGAAGGACUAGCAAUGCAAUCAGAACAUGUUGGCAAAGCUAGCCACACUGACCUGAGUCGUAAAUCACCUGCCUCUCUAGGAGCUGUCGUGUCUUCCUUAGUUUGUACUCCAAGAACUGCUGCUCUGUACACACAAUCAACGCACAACAAUGCUUCAUGAUCUAAAUUCUGUACAGCAUUGUGGAUAUGUCUGAUCAAAACGGAGUAGGGCCUAUUUCUGAGUAUAUUAUAUGAGUAUAUAAACCCAUGUGAAACGGACCUACUCUGUGCCGUCGCUCUCUCUCCUUGUCCAGCUCAUUGUUCAGGUUGUCCACAUCUCUCCUCUGUAACUCCAGCUGAAUGCAUUAACACAAAUACACAUGAUGUAUAUUU
Oncorhynchus kisutch (coho salmon) is the source of this 2677-nucleotide messenger RNA. Its product is annotated as olfactomedin-4. The record is from RefSeq and is a predicted model, not a curated record. The transcript has 5 exons. Gene Ontology annotation, biological process: signal transduction. NCBI's taxonomy places the organism in Eukaryota, Metazoa, Chordata, Actinopteri, Salmoniformes, Salmonidae. Bases 224 to 1600 code for a protein of 458 amino acids.